UCCUCCCUCCUCUUUAAAAUCCUGCCCCCCUCCUUUGCCACUGUCUCAGAUGCACCUUCUUCGCUCAGUUUCAUCCAGACACACAAAGAAGUCCUUCAGCAUCCAAGGACACAGUGCCUCCUCCUGAAACCCAUUUGCUUUUUCCCAGCUCUCUCUGAUCUCAUCCCAGACCUUCUGCUCUCUGGAAAGAAAAAGGGAAACUGCAUCUUUUCAGGACCCAAGAGGAGUCAUGCUUUUGGGGGGUCUCUCCUUCCUGCUGCUCUCCCUCUGCUCAGCCUUGGCACUGCCACUAACCACUCAGCUGUCAGAAGAAGAUGAAAGGGUUACUAGAUGCAUCACGGAGAUCCUGGCAGACACUCUCUCCAGACCUAGUCCGAUCCCUGUGACCGGCGAAUGCAUGAAGAUACUUAGGGAAGAUGAAAGAGUCCUGGCUAUGCUCCAUCACCAGCAUCUCCUGAACGAACUGGAAGAACUCACGCACCAAGAGAACAUAAAGCAUCACUUGGGCCAUGAAGGGGGCCGUGAUGCUUGGGAAGGAGAAGAAAAUGAACAGGAAGAUGUGAAGAAGAGGGACAAGAAGCAAACUCUGGACAGAGAAGCUGGUUCUGAGCAGAUGAGAGAGCAAAAUGCGGGAAGGAAGGAAGAGGAGCAAGAGACGAAGGAAUACGAGAAGACAGAAAAAACCGAAGAGAAGGUGAAGGAAGAGAAGGUUUCCGAAGGACAGGACCAUCAUAAAGCUUUGGAGGAGCAGGUCAAGGAGCUGAUGGAGGAGGAAGACGAGGAGAAGGCGGAAGAGGAAGAGGAUGAAGCAAGGAAGAAGAAGAAGAGAAGGAGCUCUUCAGAGACAUGGUCUUCUAAGGAGUAUUUUGGCCACAUCAAGAAGAGAGGUCCAGAUCAGCCAAAGAUCAGGGAGGUGAUGCUUGAAGAAAAUCAGGAUGAUAAGAGGAACGGAUUGAUCAAGAGACACUUUAAAGUGGAGGAGGAAGAGGAAGAUGAGAGCUCUGAAGAGGAGCCAAAGAGAUACCACCACAGAGGAUUUAAUAAAGGCCGUCAUCAUGAGAACUGGGAGGACGAGGAGGAAGACGAGGAGGUGAAGAAGAGGCCUUCUCUGGCAAAGAGAGUGGCCGAAAAGGCUAGCGAUGAGGAGACAGCUCAGUUCGAAGAGCAAGAGAAAGGCGUUAAGGUCUCCAAUUCCCAGAUCCACCUCCAUGGAGGAUGGAAACCUUGGCAGAAGAAAGAGCAAGAGGAGGAAUUGAGGCAUGGACACCACCAUAAGCAAGCUGGUUUGGACCUCAAGAAGAGACACGAGAAGGAUGUAAUGUAUCCGAAGGACAGACAUCACAGCCACAGUGGGGAGGAAGACGAAAGGGAAGCCAGCCCUGAUGAGGAGCUGAAGAAGCUGGAAGAGAUCGAGCAAGAACUGAAAAGGGCUGCCGAGAAACUUGAGGCACUCAAGAGAGGAUAGUCUUCAUCCAUUGUUUUUGGGAGCUGGGUAGGGCUGGGAAAGGGAUAUUCUUCUUCCCAGUCCUUUCCCUUUUCCUUCCACACAUGCAAUCUUUGUAAAUAUAAGCUCGCUCUCUCUCUCUCUCUCUCUCUCUCUCUCUCCAGCUUGGCUUUGGACUGUUAAUGGAGCUUCCCCUUGCUUCAAAAGACCCAGAUCCCCCAAAACACAACCCCUCUGCCCUUAACAGCAUCUUCCCGAAAGGGCAAAAGUACUUGGGCUCCUAUUUGCUUGCUGUGUAAAGUGUUGUCACUUGGCUAAAGGGACUGUCCCUGAGGACCACUCCAGUCCCACAUUUACACUUUGCUCUGGGCAAUUGCUCAUCAGGAUCUGCUUUACUAUUUACAGGAUCCUGGGCAUAUCCUAAAUGUUCUUUUUCCACCUCUAUAAACAUACCAAUGGAGCUUUAGAGGGUAAAUCCUAGGUAGCACAGACCUUCUACACAAAUUCAACAGGAGGAAGUUGGGGAACCUUUAAUUCGUCAAAUACUUUGGACCACAACUCAUGCAAGAGCUAACAUGAUGUCAUGACUUGAGCGUUGGACUGGGAAACCAGGGUUCGAAUCCUUGCUCAGCCAUGGGAAGGCAAUGUCCUCUGCACAAAUCUUGCCAAGCAAGGUUCGCCGGCUUAGAGUGAUCCUACGUCAGAAAUGACUUGAAGGCACACAACAACAACUCCCACAAUCCCAUACCAUUAGACAUAGCGCCUGGGGCUUGGGAGCUGAAAUCCAAAAUACUUAAAGAGGCCCCAAGUUUUGUCCUCACACACUCACACUUUUGCUGCUGGAAAAACAGGGAAGAUGCUGUAAUCGCCUGUCAAAUAUGGUAGUCUUGUAAUCCUCAUGAGUGUACCAGGGCAAUAUAUAUAAAUUAAACACAAAAGAGGCCGCAAGGGUGGGGAACCUAAAGCUAAAUCCAGCCCUCUGGGCUUCUUCAAAUAGCUACAUAAUUCCCUUCAUUAUUUUGUGGUUUCCUUCCUUUUGUUCAGUAUGGCGUAGUGGUUUGAAUGUCAGACAACCCUGGGGACCAGGAUUUGAAUCCU
Messenger RNA from Sceloporus undulatus (fence lizard), 2542 nucleotides. It is a transcript of the gene CCER2, whose product is annotated as coiled-coil glutamate rich protein 2. Bases 230 to 1465 code for a protein of 411 amino acids. Gene Ontology annotation, cellular component: secretory granule. Lineage: Eukaryota; Metazoa; Chordata; Lepidosauria; Squamata; Phrynosomatidae. The transcript is spliced from 6 exons. The record is from RefSeq and is a predicted model, not a curated record.